Messenger RNA from Aspergillus wentii DTO 134E9, 945 nucleotides. Its product is annotated as DUF4448 domain-containing protein. The transcript has 2 exons. Bases 1 to 945 code for a protein of 314 amino acids. NCBI's taxonomy places the organism in Eukaryota, Fungi, Ascomycota, Eurotiomycetes, Eurotiales, Aspergillaceae. The record is from RefSeq and is a predicted model, not a curated record.
AUGAGGACUCUUUGCUCUUUCUCCAGGCUUUUGGUCAUGGGCUUUACUAUGGCAUCCUUGGUGGGACAUGGCCUUGGUGCUGUAAUGGGAAAAGGAAAAGGGGCCGAUGAUGAAGUGCAUGUGACAAACUGGACCGCGAAGAGAUCGUCGGAUAGCAUUGUUGAUGACACAAGCAACAAUAACAUUAUCAGGUCUUCUCCCGGAGACUUUCCUGUCUGCACCGAGCUAGAUCGCCCAUUUUCGCCAUUUUGUCUACCACGGGAUGGGGCAGAUGUGACAGUUGAUUCGACAUAUUAUGUUACAUGGAAUGCCGACUAUUAUCCUUUGAAUGCCACUGUUACGAUUGAGCUGCGAUAUCCCAACUCUUCCAACGGAGAUUCAGCAUUCACGUCAGAGAAGACCGACAACAGCUACGGGUACAUCACUCUCCAUAUGCGCAAGGAAUGGCUUCAGGGUAAAGCGCGCAAUACCUUGCUGCUAUAUAUCAUCGAGCUUGAUUCUGCAUCGGGCCAAAGGGCCAGUAUUCGGAAAGGUCCAACUGUGACCCUUCAGCCCAAACCCGUCGUGCACUACGCACCACCUCCUUCGUUGCCUUUCAACCGACAGGCUCUUCUCAUUGGUCUUCCUGUGAGCCUGGGUGUUGUGAUGGUCAUUGUUUUUGGACUUUUCUUCGGUAUGCGAAAAAGCAGAAGAAUCGCGGUCAAAAACAUCAUGGGAUCCCGAGGCAAAGGGUAUGGUAUUGGGAAGUCCAAAAAUGAACGCCUCAAUACCAAUAGGAAUAUGGAAGCCAGGGGCUCGGACGGACUCGCAGCAUUGGGAAAAUAUUCAGAAGACGAUGACGAAGGAUUGUCAGAGAUUGACCCCGAUAUGUACAACAAUGAGCUGGAACGCAACGCCAACUAUGCCUUCCGACAGCACGUGUCAAAGCUAAAGAGCUGGAAUUGA